Messenger RNA from Stegodyphus dumicola, 7016 nucleotides. Its product is annotated as homeobox protein SIX6-like. Gene Ontology annotation, biological process: eye development; regulation of transcription by RNA polymerase II. Gene Ontology annotation, cellular component: nucleus; transcription regulator complex. The record is from RefSeq and is a predicted model, not a curated record. NCBI's taxonomy places the organism in Eukaryota, Metazoa, Arthropoda, Arachnida, Araneae, Eresidae. Gene Ontology annotation, molecular function: RNA polymerase II cis-regulatory region sequence-specific DNA binding; DNA-binding transcription factor activity, RNA polymerase II-specific.
GGCCAUAGGAUACCGCCACAUUGGGUUUCGAUUGCCCGUACGUCGUGCAUCCGAUACCUUCGCCAUUAAAACCCCACAGCUCUGAGGGGGUCACCACACGUGCUGCUCGACUUUACUUAGGGGACUGAUGGCUCUAGGGCUGGGCCCCGCUGCAGCGGCGGCGGCUUACAGUCCCAUGUUCGUCCUUCCCACGCUCAACUUCACCGUAAGCCAGGUGGCCGCGGUAUGCGAGACUCUUGAAGAGAGCGGGGACAUCGAGAGACUGGGCAGGUUCCUUUGGUCCCUUCCAGUAGCACAUCCGAACUGUAGUGAACUCAACAAAAAUGAAGCUGUCUUGAGAGCUCGGGCCCUUGUGGCCUUUCACACAGGCAGCUUCCGAGAACUAUAUCAUAUCCUCGAAAGCCAUCGCUUCACAAAGGCCUCGCACACAAAAUUGCAGGCUAUGUGGCUAGAGGCUCACUAUCAAGAAGCUGAAAAACUAAGGGGCAGGCCCUUAGGGCCAGUGGACAAAUAUAGAGUGAGAAAGAAGUACCCAUUGCCUAGAACUAUUUGGGACGGUGAACAGAAGACCCACUGCUUCAAAGAGCGAACCCGCAGCUUGCUGAGGGAGUGGUACCUGCAAGACCCAUAUCCAAAUCCGACCAAAAAGAGAGAACUCGCUCAGGCAACAGGACUUACACCGACUCAAGUCGGAAACUGGUUCAAAAACAGGCGACAGAGGGACCGAGCAGCUGCAGCAAAAAAUAGAUUGCUACAGCAACAGAUGCAGCAGCAGCACUUGAAACAGCAAUCGAAUGGCGGGAGCAACAACAGCUCGGUGAGCUCUAGCAUCCUCGGCGGCCACCAUCACUUACACGGCGGCAGCCCAUCGAUGAACGGGAGUAGCGGCGGCAACAACGGCUCAUCGACCGGCGGCGGAGGCACAGACUCCAAGCACCACCACCACCACCACCACCGGCGUGUCGACGGCAGUAGCGGAGCGUCCGCUCGCUGUGACGAUGACGAUGAAAGGGUCAACAUCCUCGACGAUGAUGAAGACAACACGAACGGGAGUUUCGGGAGCCUUUGCGGGAGUAGCGCGCCCCCGAGUAGUCCGGCUGCCGUUUCGACAACUUCCGAUUCUAGCCGAAGUCCUUCGCCUCACCAUGGGCAUCACACAGGCAAUAACCACAGCCAUCAUAAUCAUCACAACCACCACAGGCCACCGCAGCAGUGACCUUGAUAUAAAAAGUGAAUAAUUAUCACAUAUGAAUUCAUAUAUAAAUAUAUAAAUUUACCGUUUUCCCACUUUUAGGCACCGGUGAGGAUCGAGUCCACAACAGACAGUGAAAAUUUUGUCAGUGUGAUCCAUGAUGGACAAUGUGAUUGAUGUGACUGAUAGUAUUAUUAUUCGUCAUCGCUAGAAGUUUCUUCGAGGUUUGAUUUGCAAAAAACCAAUUUUGAAAUGCGAUGAAAUUUGUUGCUUGGAAACCAGUUUUCACUCCAGCGUCAUAUUCCUCCUCCCCUUUAAACAUUUUUUUAUUUUUAGGUUGGCAUCUUAGGAAAAAGAAGGUAAAAAUCUUUGGACAGGAAACUGAAUAUUUCUUUCUGGUUGUCUAGAUUUAAUAGUUGCACUUAUAUGAUAAGAGCAUCACUUAAAAGCUUAAAAAAUAUUAAAAACAUGUUUCAACUCAUCUCAGAUUAUUUUUCUUUUUGUGAACUAUGCUAUGAGGGACUCGGUCCUUUUCCAGUGUGUGUGUGAAUACACUCGUGCCUAGCAUUUUUCUUGAAAUUUUCCUAUUCGCUAAAUUAAAUCGCUAUUCAUAUUUCUUCAUUCAGUUUUGUUAAAUUUCAUCCGGUGGUUAUUUGCUUUCGCAUCUGCUGUAUUUUUUAAAUGUAAUAUAAUACCUAUGAAACAAUGACUGAGAAAAUUUGGCAAUGUAUUAUAGAAUUAUAUUCAGAGAUCUUUUUUCUUCUUUAGUAUUAUUCACUUUCAAGAUUAUUAAAUAGAUAUUUAAAAUGUGUACACUUUAAAAUAAGUUAAAGGAAUAAUAAUUCUUUUUUUUGGUAUAUAAUGGAUCAUUACUUAUAUAAAAUUUAUACUUAAUUUUAAUUCAUUGUGGGCUCAAAAUGAACAAAAAGAAUUAGAAACCCAGUUUGUGAGGCUGCAGAAGAAUUAUCUUUUUGUUAAAAAUGUAUGUUGCACAUUUAGUUAAAAAACUAUAUCUUUUUUUAAAUCCCUCACUUAUCUCAAAUGUCUAAAGAAAUAAUAUUCAUGAUUUAUUUAACAUUUGUAUUUUAAAUCACGAGAUUAUUUUGCGCACAAAUAAAUAUGUUAUAACUGAUAAGGUACAGCGUGACUUUAAUUUGAUAUAGGUAUGUUAAAGGAAAUAUGCAAAUUCUAAUACUGAGAAAAAAAUUUAAUUUUUUUAAAUUAUAAUAAAUUAAAAAAUACUAGGAAAGUUCUUAAUCAAUAUACAAAUUUUGCUAUACUUUUACUAUGCAAUUUUCUUAUUCGUUAACAUUAGGAGUUUAGAAAUUUUUUUAAUUAAAUAUCUAUUUUCAGUAUAGUUCCACUUAAAAACUUCAAUUUAUGUUUACGUUUUAUUUAUUUUGCAAUUAUUCUUAACCACCAUUGAUAUUUUCUGAGUAGUUUAUUUGGUACUUAAUCAAUUACAUUAUUUUUUGAAAUGAUCGAGAAACUGACCUUAAAAAUAUCAGAAUACAAUACUUUGAUAAAUAUAAAUAGAAGUAUACUCUGUCAUUUAAAGUAUUAUAAAGAUUUUAUUUUAAGUUCCUAAAUUUACUAAUCAUAAUCUUUUUUACAAAGUCUUUUUAAAUCUAAUUUUUAUGAUCCUGCUCAUCAUCAUUAUUAUCCUUCUUGAUACAUAGUCUGAUUAUAAGACAUUUGAUUUUUCGAAAACUAUUGGAUCCAUUUAGAUUACAUGCAGAAGUUAACUAGGGUUAAAAAAAAGCUAAAUUAAGUUAAAGCUAAACUGAUAAUUAAUAAUUUAUUUCAUAUUAGAUGUUUUGCCUUUUCAAUAUUACAAGGAUGAUAACUGAUUUAUUGUACAUCCGGAUUAGUUAUUUCAAGACAGAAUUAUAAAUCAGUUACUAGAACUUUCAAAUGAUUUCUAAUUGAUCAUACCCUGGAGUAGGUCUUGCUUUAAUUGAAAUAUUUCCGAAAAUUUCUGCUGAAAUAAACUUUUGAUGCGAGAAUAGCUCUCAGGGAUGAUCCCAUCUGUAAUUACAAAUUUACGCCAUGGAGUAGGAAGGGCACGCAUCGAAAAAUGUAAUUUUUUAAAAUUUUUCUUUUUCUUCAGGAUUUUGCGCCUUUAGUAUUUUCCAAAGCAUUUCUUAACUUCAUCAAAACAAAUAAAUAAAAUAAAUCAAAGUGAGGAAUAGAUGACAAAUUUUUAAGAAAUAAUUUAUAUUUUCGUAUUUUAUUCAUAUUUGUUUAUGUAUUUUAUGUACUCCCCUUUCACGACGCAUUGUUUUCGAUCUUUUAAAAACUUCAUACACUUGUCAGGAGACACAUCGUCAUGAGUUCAUCCCAGCCAUCACUGAAUCGAAACCGAUCGAUUAAUCGUAACAAAAUUGUAAUCGCUUGGGCGGCCGCCUGUUAAAAUGUCUUGUCCAAGUGACGCGGGAUAUGCUUGUCAUUUCCUCCCGGUGAAAAACACCGAUUUUAAAAAUCUAUAAAAACUAAUAAAUAAAAAGCCUUUUCCAAUUAUGAGCGAAGGCAACCGAUUCUCGCUCCUGCGCCGUUGCUCGUAAUGCAUUUCGCGACGACGUGUCAUCCAUACCUGUUUGGCUAAGGGUGCGAUAAAUACUUCCAGUGAGCGUUCAAGCAGCGAAUGUGGAAGCCAUUUAAAAGCUGUAUUUCAACUUCCGAUAAAACUCUUGUCUCACGUUUCAGCAGUUUUGAAUUUCCUAGUAAAUCGAAGGUGUUGGGAAAGCAAUUGUCUGGAUGCGUUUUUCCGGUUGCGUUGAGAUGAGAACGAAUUUACACCCAGCAUGUUACUUGAUGGUGAUAUUGCUGUUCGUGAGUAAGCAAGGUCACAGUAUUCUAGUAUUUCUCUAUGCACAUUUCAUUCAUUCUUCUGUUCCGAAUAUCACUGUAGUGAGACGAAACGUGAAAUCACUCCAGUACUAAAAUAUUCAGUUUGUUCAAGAAGCUUUUAAUUGAACCUUUUAAAACCUAAGAACAUAGUGUAAAGUCGCUAUUCAUUCUAUCAUUCUUUUUGUACCGAAGCAUAAAAUAAGUACAUUUAUUCUCUAAUACUGCAAAUUUUACAAAAAAUCAGUCAUUAGAAUGCAGACAGAACAGCGUAGAUAACAUGAAUUAGCUAUUUAUUUAUUUUUUUCUUCUUCUUAAAAUUUGUUUUCCAUCUCCGAGAAAACUACUCACAUAUUGCGAUUAUUUGUGCCAAUUUUUUUUUUCUCUUUUACCCAACUCAAUAUGAUUUUAUUCCGAUUGAGUAUGGUAUUUGAAUUUGCUUUACAUGUAUUUCGAAUUUAAUUGUCACCAACUUACUGCAGCUUAAAGCGUGUAAUUUAGGUUUUGGUUUUUUUUUUUUAAACUUAAAUGUUUACUAUUUUAAAAUAUUAUACAGAGGUCUAGAUAAAAUUAUAUUCCCCGCAUAUGUGAUGCAUACACUCAGAUUUGUAGCUACGUUUUACUACUAGUAAAAUGUUUACAAUUGUUACUAUAUUUUACUAUUGUUCAUUAAACAGCAUAACUUUAUUUUUAUUUAGUUACCUUAGUGAUCUUAUAAAAUUCCGAUGAAACUUCAGAAUCAUAUGGUAGGGCAUUACUCACUUGAAUAAAAAGAUAAUUGUUAAAUUUUUACAAAAUUUAAUUGAAUUCAUUUAGAAUAUUCAGUUUAGAAUGCUCGUCUCCCUGAGCAAGGAAAAGCUUUAAAGGAAUAAAAUUACGACAUAAUGAAUAAAACGACUCUAAUUUCCAUUUUAAAAUAGACUAUUUGCCCUCGAAAUGUUCCAUGGUAAUUUCUGUCACAAUUAUACUCAAUACCCUCAGUAGGAUGUGCUCUAGUGUGUACAGUUUUCGAAAAUAACAACAUUUCGUGCAGUCACCCACCAUGCACAGCUCAUUUCAGUUCUCAAUUUUUCAAUUUUAUCUUCUGUUGAAGAAAGUCCAAUUGUCAUCAGCUGUCUGCGAAUGGGCUAUCAGGAAGUUAUAAUUCCAGGGUGCACGCAGUGGUGGCUGGGAGUCACGAGUGCUUAAUUGGGCAUGAAUUAUCUCCCAAUCUGUCUCCCUCCUGUCCCGAGGGGCCAGUCAGGGAAUGAGGUUACCUAGUAGAAACUAAUCGUCUAUUUAUUUUGGUUUGUUGCAUCUGUAAGUUGAAUAUGUAUAUUGAAAUGCACGAAUGACAAGAUUAUUUCGCGUUGCAGUUUCCUGAAUUACCUACCAAUAUGCACAUUCCGAAAGUGUUAUAAUUAAUUUGUUUCUGAUUCUUUGCAUGUCUUUAUUGAUAAUAAAUGAAUUGAUUUUAUAAUGGUUUCUACUUUCUAAAGCCAUAAAGGCAGUGGAUACAAAUGAAAACUUUGGUGGCACUGGAAUUUUUAACAAAUGUAUCAUAAAAUUGAGAAUAAAAAUGUUUAUUAUUUAAUUUACUACAAAUUCAUAAACUUCAGGUAAUUUAUUUAAAUGCAGACAGACCAAAAUGCAAUAGCACGUAUUACAUUUUUAUUUAAAAUAAGUUUAUAUUUUUAUCGUUACAGUAGCUACUAUAUUUUUAUUUUGGUUCUUAUUAGCAUAACCGUUGCUAUUUUUCUUUUCUCUGUUAAAUUAUUUUUAUUCUUUAUACUUUUGGAAGGAAUUUCUUCCUAAAGUUCUUCGUUCUGUUAAUUGGAACAUAUUAUGUAGUUUUCCCAAAUGAAAGAUCCAAUGCAAUGAAUUUUCUUCGAUAAUGCGAUCUGUUUCACACACGUGCAGUUUAUGCUGGAAACAGAUAACCAAACUAGUCAUAUCUACGUCAGAUUCUUUACGGAGGGCGAUAGUUUAAUAUGAUCAAGUUUGUCCAUGGCUAUUUUGAUAUUAACCGAAUGAUAAUAUUAAGCAAUAAGAUAUCCUUCAAAAUAUCAACAUAUUAAGUAAGAAAAACGUGAUUAAUAGUUAAUUGUCUUCAAGUUUUACGGUAAAGUUCAUUUAUGAACUGUUUAUAUUCAUUUCCGGAUAUUAUUUGAGUGACCCUGUACCCCAUAAUCUUAAUAAGGGUAGGACAUCCCUCAUCUCAGCGUUUGUAAACAAUUCUCCUUUUCAUCAUCUUCUAGAGAAAGCUUAUCAUAAAAUGUUUUUUGGAACUUCCCCCCCCCCACCACCAGUAUUCGCCCAAGCGUUAAACUCCUCACAAUUCAUGUUAUUUUGCUAAAGUGGCUUUUAUUCCAUUACUUGGAUAAAAAAACUUUGUCAUUUAACAAUUUAGGCAUUCUAUUUCGACAUUAUUGGUUAUUUUAAGUUUUAUUUGAGGACUUUACUUCAGUUUAAAAAAUUAAUAUUAUAAUAUUUUGAUAACAUUAACCACCUUGCUAAUCCCAGUAGAGGAUGCAUUUUUAACGUUUUCGUAUACAAGUGGGCAUGACUUCGACAAUUUGUUAACAAUAUCCGAAUGAUAACAUUAACCACGAUCAGGUUAAACAGCGACUGCAGUAGUUGUUUAUAGUUAGCUUAGGUUUUGACCCAGAUGCAGCUGAUUUGCAGCUGCAUGUGUGUAAUUGAAUAUCGUAAUUCUGUUUUAAAAAAGAAAAUUUAUAAUGGGAAAAAUACAUGUAGUCCCUACCUGUUACAGCAUUGUUCGCAGACUACAAUUUUGACUAAUAUGUAUACAUUGCUAAAUUUAAAAAAAAUCAAACGUAAAUGAUAAUGUCAUGCCGGGAAAACUCACCGAAUUAAAUAAUGAUUAAUUUAGCACCACUCUCUUUCCCUGUAAACAAGUGGAUGUCCUUGAAACAUGCAGGAACAAAUACGUAGCAUCACAGAAAAUGCAGAUUUCGGAAGGAGAGAUUAAAUGAUU